AUGCGCUAUUAUGAACGACAAGAAGCUUUCGUGCCUCGUUCGUCAGUUGUGAAUGUCGAUGGGACGCGUAAUGUGCUGGCUGCAGCGCGAGAGGCGGGUGUCGACAUCUUCAUCUACACUUCCUCCGGCAGCGUUCCCGUACGACGUACGACCUUUUGGAUCUUCCCGUGGCAAAGACAACCUGACACCAUGGCGCAAGUCAUCACUGACGAAACACCCUUGCCGGAAAAGCACAGCGCGUUCUUCUCCAACUACGCAUACACGAAGAAUAUAGCAGAGGAGCUUGUCCGUGAAGCCCACCAUCCGGAACAAGGGUUCCGAACUGGAAUUCUUCGCCCAGGUAUUGUCGUAUACGGCUACGGCGAUGGUCAAUCCUUCCACGCGUGUUUGUGCAAACGCAACAAUCCAUCUUGGAUGGCAGGAACCGUGCAAUCUGUGGUCUAUGUCGAAAAUGUCUCCUAUGCCCACCUGUUAUACGAAUCGCGGCUGCUCGAAUCACAGUCCGCCCAAGCUACCUCGCCUCUUCAAGCACUCGGUGGGCAAUCCUACCUCGUUACCGACCCCGGCAACCCCGUCGCUUGCGGAGAUGUCUACCUCGCCCUUAACACUCUCACGAACAACCGUGUCCAGUUCCCCGAAGUGCCAGCGGCACCGAUGCUCGUCAUUGCGAGCAUCAUCCAGGCGUACCACAUUCUUCAAGCACGGUUUCCAAAGAUGCUUUCGCCUCUGACGGGAGACCUUCUGACCUUCCAGCCGCCUAUAUUCGAUCUGACAGCCGCGCAUGCGAAGGUGGACGACGAGAGAGCGUGUUUACCGCCUUCCGAAGGCGGUUUAGGCUAUCGCGCUCCCUGGACGACGAUGCAAGGCGUGUGCCAGCUUGUCAGUGAUUACCUAAAGGACGAGCCGUUGUAG
Cyclocybe aegerita is the source of this 912-nucleotide messenger RNA. Lineage: Eukaryota; Fungi; Basidiomycota; Agaricomycetes; Agaricales; Hemipholiotaceae. The record is from the annotation of a GenBank genome assembly.